Messenger RNA from Fusarium verticillioides 7600, 2973 nucleotides. Its product is annotated as polynucleotide 5'-hydroxyl-kinase GRC3. Bases 108 to 2318 code for a protein of 736 amino acids. NCBI's taxonomy places the organism in Eukaryota, Fungi, Ascomycota, Sordariomycetes, Hypocreales, Nectriaceae. Gene Ontology annotation, molecular function: polynucleotide 5'-hydroxyl-kinase activity. The transcript is spliced from 5 exons. The record is from RefSeq and is a predicted model, not a curated record. Gene Ontology annotation, cellular component: nucleus. Gene Ontology annotation, biological process: cleavage in ITS2 between 5.8S rRNA and LSU-rRNA of tricistronic rRNA transcript (SSU-rRNA, 5.8S rRNA, LSU-rRNA).
GACUGUUGAAUAAUCACUCUCCAGUGAUUUAUCGCUUCCUUUUAAUUUUGCCUGGACUGAUCAUAUUCAACGUCAACAUUUAAGUCUUAACAUAGCCAUUCUCAGCCAUGUCCUCUCACAAAAAACGAAGAAUUGAAGGUGUCAAUGCCACAAAGCCGAUGAGUGCUAUUGCUGCUCUUGCUGCUCGGCGGAGAGAGGCUGCGGCCUCUUCGACGUCCGCGCAACAAUCCUCAGAAUGCGACGAGAAACAACCUACCAGCAACGUCAACUACUUCAGUCCACUUCAAAAGGGAAACAGUCAAGUCGGAACUCCGUCAACUCCUAAGAAAAGUGCAGUAAAGGCUCCUAGGCCACAGUGUGUAACUGAGACGCCUGCCGCACAUUCUAAAAGCCAUGUAAUGGCAAGUCGGCCACCAGGAUCUAUAAGUCCUGAAUUCGGGACAGCUCAAAGGGCCAUACCAUACUCAUCAUUUCGAUUAUCCGAUCAAAACCACCGAGUUAAGAAGGGAGGUGUGGUAGAACUACGACUUUCUGGCAAAGAGCGAUUUACAAUCAUUGGGAGUUUUGGUAUCAAAGUGAUUCAAGGUGAGGUAGUGUUGGCUGGUGCCACUCUCUAUCCUGCUGAAACCAUUGAAUGGGUUCACGCCCCUUACUGCCAUGCAGUGCCCGUAUUACGGACGAAGGAGCAGACAAGACUAGAGCUGCAUCCAGAUAAAAUGGCUCAAGGUCUGCGCCAGUUGAGCCGUUUAUCUCCUCUAUUCAGGAAAAUGUGGAACGAACCACCUGAGGGAGACUCAACCAAGUCAAAUAAAGAAGUAACUUUUCAGAUUGUCCAAACGCCAGAAGAUGCUCCUAAGAAAUGCAUCAUCCAAGAAUUAGACUCGCUAGCUGCGUGGAACAGGAAGCUUUCAUGCCUGGUGACGACCAGCCGAGAGAAGCCAUCUCUCUCAACGUUGAUUUGCGGCCCCAAGUCGGCCGGAAAGUCUACUCUUUCGAGACUGUUUCUGAACCGGCUUUUAACAGAUCGAUCUCAUAGACAGACCUUGCGAGGUGUUGUGGUGAUGGACCUAGAUCCAGGCCAACCAGAAUAUGCGCCAGCUGGGACUUUGUCACUCGUGUUUGUGACGAAGCCGAAUCUAGGGGCACCAUUCACACACCCGGGGAUCAGAGACACUGCUUCGAACGUCGUUCGUUGCCAUUCAAUGGCCUCCGUAACACCAGCGUCCGACCCCGAUCUCUACCUGGCAUGUGCCGUUGAUCUAUUUGAUACGUACAACAAAAGUUUUGCGGGUGUUCCUCUCAUCAUCAAUACACCAGGGUGGAUUCUUGGAACUGGGCUCGAUCUUCUCUGUGCCUUGGUCAGGAUGAUGAAGCCUGAAGAAGUAUUAUAUAUGUCUGAAGAUGGCCCUUCAGAAACAGUCGAUGCGUUACGGGCUGCAACAGAAACCACGUUUACAGAAUUACCGUCCCAGCAGUCUGAAUUUACAUCAAGAACCGCUGCUCAUCUGAGAGCGAUGCAGACCAUGUCUUAUUUUCACUUACAAGAUCUAGCUUUGACGACAACGAAGCAAACUGACAUCACCCAAAGGUUGAAGUGGAACCCAUCGCCACUUUCUUUCAGACCACCCUUACUUGUACGAUAUUCCUCCAAGAAAGGGAUCUUCGGUUUGGUAUCGUACGAUUAUCAAUGUCCACCGGAGUUGUUGGCCGAUACAGUGAACGGACUGGUCCUGGCGGCAGUUGAGAUAGAGGAUGUGAAAGCAUUUUCCAGAUUCACCCAAGACCAGGUCUCUGCCGAUAUAUCAUCGAAGCUCACGAAGCUUGACGCAGCAAGCAAAGAUGAGGCUCUCCAGAUGGUAUCAACAAGUCCGGAAGGUAUUCCUUACAUUCCCAACUACAAUGAUGCUGCUUUGGACCCCCGGUAUUCUCGAACUAUUGGGCUGGUUCUCCUGCGAGGUAUUGACACAAAAUCACACACCUUGCAGCUUACCACACCAAUUCCAGCAGAAGAGUUCAAACACAUAAAAUCUGAAGGCAGAGACAUUGUUUUGCUCCACGGCAAGUUUGAUACCCCAAGUUGGGCCUAUACCGAAGAUCUUUAUGAGAGAGCUGGGGCCGACGAGGGGAACGACACAAUACUUGAAGUUACGGACGAGGACACAGACGACGAUAAGUCAGAGGCCGAACCAGAAGACGUUGACAGAGUUAGCGAUUUGACAGAAGUUCCCUGGGUGGAGGUGCUAAAAGGGAGCCAGAGACGGCCAGUUGGCUCAAGAGUUUGGAGGGUCCGUAGGGAUCUAGGCCGCAACAAUGCUUGAGACUAGUCCGCAAGAGUACUGGGAGUCAACAGAUCGGCGAUGAUGGUGGCUGCGACCAUCUGCUAGACUGCUACCACUCGCUAGCGACCGUUGACCACCCGAGGGUGGGGUUUUGAACCGGCACUUGAAAGCAAUUGCCAUGUGGCGAGCUCGGCACUGAAGAACUAAAAACGAGUUGGCUGAGCUGAGACUUAGUGACAAGAUUGGUCAGCCUCAACUAGGAAUCUAGUUAAUGGCUCACACAAACGCUCAGACGAUCGUAGGCGAAAGAAGUGAAGCAGGUCUUAAGUCGGUGAGGCAUGGAUGCCAAAGAAGAACAAGUCGCGAUGAUAAGUUGGAACUAUCGCAGCCCUUGGGCCCGAUUAGCCAACUCCUUGACGUGUCAGCUCUCGGCCCCAGACAUUGGCCUGAUGUAACAUCGUUCCCACCUUUGGCUUGUUUCGAGAGCAUGAUAUGGAGUAGAUGACAUGUCAUAAACAUCCUCGUGGUCAGAUUGACGCUAUGCACAAUUCGCUAGUCUUGGUAAAUGGGACAGUGCCAAUAGUUACACAGGGAAUACGGGCACUAGUUGAAGUCAGGCCAUUUUGGCAGAUUCUAGACCGAGUGUAUCAACUUCUCCGAAGAAUAGAAUUGAAGCAAAUUCCGGAUGCUACCA